Molecule: messenger RNA, 1554 nt
Organism: Oryza sativa Japonica Group (Japanese rice)
Lineage: Eukaryota; Viridiplantae; Streptophyta; Magnoliopsida; Poales; Poaceae
Product: probable protein phosphatase 2C 42
Biological process (GO): protein dephosphorylation
Molecular function (GO): protein serine/threonine phosphatase activity; cation binding
Source: RefSeq, a predicted model, not a curated record
GCCGAAGCCGUUGCUGGUCCGAGCCGAGCCGAGCCGAGCCGAGCGAGGCGUGGGGGGUGGUUGGUGUUGGUGGUGACGCCCGGGUAGUAUAAGUGAAGGCCCCCUCAGUUGCAUGGAAGGCGACCGCUUGCGCUAAGGCCAAAGUUUCCGGGGGUUGUGCACUACUGCAGUGUUACAUUGUUCGGCAGUUCGUUUUUGCGAAGCAGACUCCGCUAUGGCUCAACCUCAACGUCCCCUCCAAGUUCCUGACAUAACAAAGUCUACUCAUUCUGGAGGGAACACUGUACUUGCUUAUGCUUCAUCAGCUAUGCAAGGAUACCGUAGCACCAUGGAAGAUGCCCAUGCGACUAUUGAAAAUCUUGAUGCUCUCACUAACACGUCAUUCUUUGGUGUUUAUGAUGGCCAUGGAGGUUCUGCUGUAGCAAGGUAUUGCGCAAAUCACUUGCACAAUAAGGUUUUGGAGCAAGAAGAUUUUAGCAGUAACCUUGCUAAUGCAUUGAGGCAAUCCUUUUUCAGAAUGGAUGAGAUGUUGAGAAAUCAGGCGGCAAGCAAGGAAUUAACUGAGUAUGGUAGUGGCAACGAGUAUUGGAGAACAGCUGGGCGGUCUUGGCUCAGAUGUGCUCCUUGUGUGCUGGGACCUGUCUAUUGUGGACCAUUAGCAGAAGGAUGUACAGCAUGUGUGGUUCUCAUUAGAAAUACGCAGAUCGUUGUUGGAAAUGCUGGUGAUGCUCGUUGUGUAAUCUCAAGGAAUGGUCAGGCAAUCGCUUUAUCCAAUGAUCACAAACCAAAUUUUCCGGAGGAAACUCAGAGAAUAGUAGCUGCAGGAGGUUCCGUAUCUUUUUCUAGGGGUUCCCACCGUGUUAAUAAUGGAAUUGCAGUAUCAAGAGCAAUCGGGGAUUUAUCUUACAAGAACAACAAAAAGUUGCGUCCUGAACAACAAUUGCUGACUUGUUCUCCUGAAAUUCGAGCUGACCAAUUAACUGAUGAUACCGAGUUUCUUGUUAUAGCAUGUGAUGGAGUCUGGGAUGUCUUGGCAAACCAGGCUGUGGUUGAUUUUGUACGCCUUCACUUAAACAAUGGGGUGGAGCUGUCGGUAAUCUGCGAGAGCCUUCUUCAGGAGGCCAUUACACGAGACCCACCAUCGACGGACAACAUGAGCGUCAUACUGGUUCGGUUCCUGCACCCAGAGGGCAACAGGGGGGCGAGGGCGGCUACUUCCAGCACCAGUACCGGCACCGUCCCCAGCCGCCACAGCAAAAGCAUAUCGCUUUGAUCUCGAUCCUUCUCAUGCGGAGAUGGGGGUGAACCUUGGAUUUACUCCUUCGUAGGAUUGCUUUCCAUUGAUGACUAGUCUUGUCGUACUUGGUGCAUUGACGACGGAGAUUUGGCCUGGAGGAGGGGUCGCUUGAAUUCGUUGCACAUUCCUUUCUGAUCCUGUUUAGUCUCGUGGAAGAAAAUGCUUUAAUUGACUAGUGGUACUCUUUUGGUAAAAUGCCAAGCUGCCUUUACAGACUAGUAGUUCAUUCUGCCUUUUAUGAUCUCUUCUGCUUUUUA